AUGUCUCCUCCCUUCCGAUACGUGGCCUCCGUAGCGAGCUUCAUCGCCGCAAUCCCUUCUGCCAUGGCUGGCUUCAGCCCUGGCUCUCAGCAGAACGUAGCCGUCUACUGGGGACAAAACUCUUUUGGACAAGGGAGUGGCCCGAACAUUCAACAGAACUUGGCAUACUACUGCGAGAACACUGAUAUUGCUAUUAUCCCACUCGCGUUCAUGAACGGCAUUUCUCCCCCAAUCACCAAUUUUGCCAGCGCUGGGGACAAAUGUGACAAGUUCCCCGACAACCCAAACCUUCUUAAAUGCCCAGAGAUUGAACAAGAUAUCAAGACAUGCCAGACCAAGUAUGGCAAGACAAUCGUCCUUUCACUAGGCGGUGCUACCUAUACUCAAGGCGGCUGGUCCUCAAGCGGUGACGCCGAGAAGGCCGCUCAGUCGGUCUGGGACAUGUUCGGCCCAGUUCCCUCUGGCAGCAACGUUGACCGACCUUUCGGAUCGGCGGUUGUAGACGGCUUUGACUUUGAUUUUGAGUCGUCGGCCAACAAUCUUCCCGCCUUUGGUGCAAAGCUGCGAAGCCUAAUGGAUGGCGCUGGUGGGAAAAAGUUCUACCUUACCGCCGCACCGCAGUGUGUCUUCCCUGAUGCCGCCGUUGGUUCUACGCUCGACGCUGUUGCAUUCGACUUCAUUAUGAUCCAGUUCUACAACAAUUGGUGUGGCGUUUCCAACUUUCAGCCAGGCUCUGACACCCAAAACGCAUUCAACUUUGAUGUCUGGGACAAGUGGGCCAAGGGCAGCAAGAACCCUAAUGUCAAGGCCUUCCUUGGUAUUCCAGCCAAUACUGGUGCUGGCGGCGGUUAUACCAAUGGCGACAAGCUCAAGGCCGCCAUCGAAUACUCCAAAAAGUUCAGCAGCUUUGGCGGUGUUAUGAUGUGGGACAUGUCUCAACUAUAUGCUAACAAUGGCUUCCUCGGUGAGGUGGUCAGCGACCUGGCUUAA
Molecule: messenger RNA, 990 nt
Organism: Pochonia chlamydosporia 170
Lineage: Eukaryota; Fungi; Ascomycota; Sordariomycetes; Hypocreales; Clavicipitaceae
Product: class III chitinase
Exons: 5
Coding region: 1-990 (329 amino acids)
Biological process (GO): carbohydrate metabolic process
Cellular component (GO): extracellular region
Molecular function (GO): chitinase activity
Source: RefSeq, a predicted model, not a curated record